Haliotis rufescens (red abalone) is the source of this 3155-nucleotide messenger RNA. RefSeq names its product acyl-CoA synthetase short-chain family member 3, mitochondrial-like. Lineage: Eukaryota; Metazoa; Mollusca; Gastropoda; Lepetellida; Haliotidae. The record is from RefSeq and is a predicted model, not a curated record. The coding region runs from base 21 to 2069 and encodes 682 amino acids. The transcript has 18 exons.
AGGUCGGGUCACGAAGCAAGAUGGUGUUAACUAGACGAGCGGUCCGUUUUGCGAGGUUUUUGAAACAUUGCACUGUGAAAACAUCAACAGUGAACGAUCUAUGCAAGUGGGAGAAGUGUAUAUUUAAUCUCGACAAACGUGCAUUCAGUACCACAAGAUGUGUCAGGCUCUACGACAACGCAUUUUCACGAUCUACACAGCAACCGGACGAAUACUGGGCCGAAGCAGCUGAACAGAUAACUUGGCAUAAGAAAUGGACAAAAGUCUUAGAUGACAGUAAUUCCCCAUUCACUAAAUGGUUUGUUGACGGGGAGCUGAACAUCUGCUACAAUGCUGUUGAUCGGCAUGUGGAAAGCGGGCAUGGAGAAAGGACAGCCAUUAUACACGACAGUCCAGUCACCAAGUCAAUCCAGAAGAUCACUUUCAAGGAACUCAAACGAGAGGUAGAAAAGUUUGCGGGUGUGCUGCGGAAGUAUGGUGUGGAGAAGGGUGACCGAGUGUUGAUCUAUAUGCCGAUGAUCCCGGAGGCUGUGGUGGCCAUGUUGGCCUGCGCCCGUCUAGGGGCUAUACAUUCCCUGGUGUUUGGAGGAUUUGCUUCUAAAGAACUCGCAACUCGGAUCCACCAUUCAGAGGCUAAGGUAGUUGUAAGCGCCAACUGUGGAGUGGAGCCGUCGCGCGUCGUCCCGUACAAGCCCAUGCUUGAUGAGGCCAUCAACCUCAGUGAGUUCAAGCCACAGAAGUGCAUCAUCUACAACAGGCCUGGGUUUGAGGCUGCAGCCAUGACACCUGGGAUGGAUGUGUCCUGGCAGGAGGAAAUGACCGUGGACUACUCUGUCGACUGCGUCCCCGUGUCGGCCAUGGACCCCCUCUACCUCCUGUAUACGUCGGGCACCACGGGGCUCCCAAAGGCUGUUGUUCGGCCCACGGGAGGAUAUGCUGUCAAUCUGAAGUGGUCAAUGUACAGCGUGUAUGGCAUGAAUCCAGGAGACGUGUGGUGGGCGGCGUCUGACUUGGGCUGGGUGGUUGGACAUUCCUACAUCGCCUACGCUCCUCUGCUCAACAACAACACAACAAUUAUUUUUGAAGGUAAGCCAGUAGGAACGCCGGAUGCCGGGACAUUCUUCCGUCUGUUACAGGAACACGGUGUCAACGGAAUGUUCACCGCACCCACAGCACUCCGAGCUAUCAGAGCAGAGGAUCCUGAAGGAAAACUAUUGAGACAAUAUUUACCUCUAGAAAACUUCCGGACGUUGUUUGUGGCUGGGGAACACAUGGACCCCGAGACGAUGAUGUGGAUCCAGGAGAUCAUCAAGAAGCCCAUCCUAGACAACUGGUGGCAAACAGAGACAGGGUCGCCGAUCACGUCUACGUGUGUUGGUCUCGGCAUGCAGUUGUAUCCUCCUUCAGGGGUUGCUGGGAAACCGGUGCCAGGAUGGAAUGUGAAGGUACUGAGGGAAGAUGGGAGUGAGACAGAGCCAGAAGAACUCGGCCAGAUUGCUGUCAAACUGCCUCUCCCCCCCGGCUCCUUCUCCACACUAUGGAUGGCCGACCAGCGCUUCCGAGAAACUUACUUCACCAAAAUACCCGGUUACUACGACACAAUGGACGCAGGUUUCCGAGACGAGAACGGCUACAUCGCUGUGAUGGCAAGAAGUGAUGAUGUCAUCAAUGUCGCAGGUCACAGGAUCUCGGCAGGGGCACUCGAAGAGGCUAUCCUGGAGUGCGAGGAUGUCGUGGAGUCAGCUGUCAUCGGUGUCCCCGACUCUCUCAAGGGGCAGAUCCCAGUGGGCAUCUGCAUCAUCAGGCAGGGCCUGGAGAAGGCUGGUGAGGAUGUGAUACGAGAUGUGAUUCAGGCAGUGAGAGAGAAGAUCGGACCGGUCGCCGCCUUCAAGAAAGCUGUCAUCGUACCCAAACUUCCCAAGACACGCUCUGGGAAAGUCGCACGGAAUACCAUGGCAGCAAUGGCGGCUAACAAGCCCUACAAGAUCCCUGCUACGAUUGAAGACGCCUCCGUCUACCCACAGAUCAAGGCCGCUCUACAGACGAUUGGCUAUGCCACCGGAGACUGAAAGUCCUGUACAGGGGAACCUUGUUACAGUAGACACUUGUUACAAUGGACCUUUGAUAUUGUGGACCCAUUUAUUUUAGAGAUUGUUACAAUGGACCUUUGAUAUUGUGGACCUUUUUGAUAGUAGACCUUGGUAUAAUAGACCCUUUUACAGUUAAACCUUGCUACAGUGGACUCUCAUUAAAGUGGACUCUUGUUAUUUAUUUAAAAGUUUGCAUUAUUGAAGCAUAAACAAGCUCAGGACAGUUUUUAUGUAGUACUUGGGUUUACAGACUAUUUCCCUAAAGUUUUGUUUGAAAAGAAAUUGGAAAAGAAAUAUGGAUAACAUGCAUUAUUUUAAAGGAAGUUCUUGUCAUUUGGGUGAAGUAAAUCAGAAAAUAUUAAAUAGAAUAUAAAAUAGUGUUUAGGGGGAGUGGCCAUUGUUCCUUUCAUUAGGAUCUGUAUGAAGUUUUUGUGGUUACCAUGGCUAUCAGACUCUGCCCAAGGCAAAAAUGCCGCCAUAUAUAUCUUUUAUUCUAUAUUGGUGAAACUUAGGGAUGGCAGAUCUGUAAACUAAGUACUUACAAAUUAUAGAACUGCAUACAUAUUUUCCAUCCAGUAUUUGGCAUAUUUUGUCACUGGACUUCAGUAUAUAGAUCUCAGAUUAUGGUAUAUGCCGCACUGGGACCAACUCAGAGAUUAGCCUGAUGGGAAUAUAUUGUAGUUUCAAAUACAGUCAAGUCCCGCUAAUCUGACAUGGUUGGUUGCAUAUGAUUAUGUCGGAAUAACGAGUAUGUUGGAUAAACAAAUUAAGUAGUAUCAAAAGUUAGUGAUUGAAAAUCGGACAACUACACAAUACAUUACAAUACAAACAUGUAAUAAAUAAAUGGAAAAUGAAAUAUUCAUAUUCAUUAUACAUUGUUAGUGGAAUAUGUAUUUUAAUCAUACAACCUCUAAAGCUAAACACAAAACUACAGUUACUGACUGUAUGACUGUUUCAAAAUUCUUUAAAAAACAUAGUCUGGAAUAGAAGUCGCCAGUUUGACUGAGUUCGUUCUGACGUGACCUGUAAUGGGAUGUCCUCAGCGGUAGCGAGAACUUGUAUCUG